Messenger RNA from Dromaius novaehollandiae (emu), 7249 nucleotides. RefSeq names its product zinc finger MYM-type containing 4 (gene ZMYM4). The record is from RefSeq and is a predicted model, not a curated record. Gene Ontology annotation, molecular function: zinc ion binding. Bases 322 to 4974 code for a protein of 1550 amino acids. The transcript is spliced from 30 exons. Lineage: Eukaryota; Metazoa; Chordata; Aves; Casuariiformes; Dromaiidae.
CGGGGCCGCGCGGCAGUGCGCAGGCGCGCGGCGCAGGCGCGCUGCGGCCCCGCGCUGGGCUGGUCGUUGCUGCUCCAAGUGGGCUCGCGGCCUGGCGGGUCCGACCCCCGCCCCCCGCCGCCCUGAGGGAGCAGCCCCCCCCGCCCCUCGCCCCCCCGCCGGUGCCAGCCCCCUCCCGCCGCAGCGCGGCUCGGGGCCGGCCCCGGACACCCCGCGGACCCUCCCCCCCGGCUCCCCCCGAAGCGGGGGGGGGAAGGCUGCGAGGGAGCGACCCCCCCGGCCCCGCAGGCCGGGCCGGGACAGCCGAGGGGGGGGCGCAGCAUGGCGGAGGCCAAGGAGGAGGGAGCCGGACCCUGCGCCAGGUUUGAAGAUAAAUCUGAUGCAGUAUUUGAUAUUACAGAAAAAUGUGGUGAAAUCCUGGAUACAGAAAUGUCUGAGGACACUGACCACACCUUAACACCUGCCCUCGACAGCAUAUCUUAUGGAAUACAGAAUCGAACAGGAUCUGAAAACUCGCUGCUGGAUGAUGAUGAUGACGAUUACUUUCUGAACUCUGGGGAUCUUGCAGGCAUACCUGUUGUUGGGAGUGACAAUGAAGAUGAUCAAAAUUUCGCUCCAAAAGACACUCUUCCUUCAGCAAUUCAUGCUGAAGACCAUUUGGAAGAAGGCAAGAGAGUUACAGAACAUGAACUGGACAGUGAAAAAGAAAUUCAGAUUCAAAAUGCAAUCCAAAAGGAUCUUUCUUCUCCAUAUGAACAGGGCCCUGUAUUUAAAUCAAUUCGAAAAGAUUUUAGCAUAACAAGAGAUAAUGGCAAAGAGACUUUUUCCACAAAGGACAAGAAUAGAGAAGGACAUUUUCAAGAACGUGAAAAACGGUUGGAAAAAAUCCCUAAAGAUAUGGAUUCUAGAUUGAAAAGCAGUUUUCUUGACAAAGCAGUUCAUAAUCAAGUAGAAGAAACAUUACGGACGCAGUUAGCGCCACAAACUCCAGAAACUAACUUCAGGGAGUCUAGCUACCUAUUUUCUAGUAAGGAAUCUAUUGGACAAGAGCUGGGGAAUUCCUUUGCACCAAAUAUUAGAAUUAAGGAGGAGCCUUUGGAUGACGAAUAUGAUAAAGCUAUGGCCCCACAGCAGGGACUAUUAGACAAAAUUAAAGAUGAACCUGAUAAUUCUGAGGAGUACGGCCAACAGCCAAAAACUCAGGAAGGGGAGCUGAAAAUCAGUGCUGUAUUUUCAGUCAGUGGCAGUCCUCUUGCUCCACAGUUGUCGUCAGGUUUCCAGCCUGCUGUGGCAUCCUCUGGCAUGAGUAAAAUGCUUCCUUCAGUUCCAACCACAGCUGUUCGGGUUUCCUGUUCUGGCUGUAAAAAAAUCCUCCAGAAGGGGCAAACUGCAUACCAGAGGAAAGGCUCUACUCAGCUCUUCUGCUCCACACUGUGCCUCACUGGAUACACUGUUCCAGCUUCUCGCCCACCAGCUUCUACCAAGAAAACCUGCUCAAGCUGCUCAAAAGACAUUCUGAAUCCAAAGGAUGUAAUCACUGCCCAGUUUGACAAUACAAAUUCCAGUAAGGAUUUCUGCAGCCAGUCAUGUCUUUCUACAUAUGAACUGAAAAGGAAACCUGUUGUUACUAUUCAUACUAACAGCAUUUCAACCAAGUGCAGCAUGUGCCAGAAGAAUGCAGUGAUUAGACAUGAAGUGAAUUACCAAAAUGUUGUCCACAAGCUCUGCAGUGAUGCCUGCUUCUCCAAGUUCCGCUCAGCUAAUAAUUUGACCAUGAACUGCUGUGAGAACUGUGGAGGCUACUGUUACAGUGGAUCUGGCCAAUGUCACAUGCUUCAAAUAGAGGGACAGUCAAAGAAGUUCUGCAGUUCAACAUGUGUCACAGCAUACAAGCAGAAGUCAGCUAAAAUUACACCUUGCGCACUGUGUAAAUCUUUGAGAUCUUCAGCUGAGAUGAUCGAGAGCACAAAUAACUUGGGAAAAACUGAACUGUUUUGCUCUGUUAACUGCUUGUCAGCGUAUAGAGUUAAAAUGGUUACUUCUGCAGGUGUUCAAGUUCAGUGCAACAGCUGUAAAACUUCUGCAAUCCCUCAGUAUCACUUGGCUAUGUCAGAUGGGAGCAUACGUAAUUUUUGCAGCUACAGUUGUGUAGUAGCUUUUCAGAAUUUGUUCAACAAGCCUGCAGGAAUGAACUCCUCUGUGGUACCCCUGUCGCAAGGUCAAGUCAUUGUAAGCAUUCCCUCGGGGGCAACAGUAUCGGCAGGUGGCACUACCUCGACUGUGUCCCCCAGCUCCAUGAGCAGUUCAGCUGCAGCUGGUCUACAGAGGCUGGCUGCCCAGUCCCAGCAAGUCACUUUUGCCCGCACUGUUGUAAAACUCAGGUGUCAGCACUGUAAUAGAUUGUUUGCAACCAAACCAGAACUGCUUGACUACAAGGGUAAAAUGUUUCAGUUUUGUGGGAAGACCUGCUGUGAUGAAUAUAAGAAGAGGAGCAGUGUAAUGGCAAUGUGUGAAUACUGCAAAAUUGAGAAAAUUAUCAAGGAGACGGUGCGAUUCUCAGGCAUAGAUAAGGCAUUCUGUAGUGAAGGUUGUAAACUGCUUUAUAAACAUGACUUGGCUAAACGUUGGGGAAACCACUGUAAAAUGUGCAGUUACUGUUUACAGGCUUCCCCCAGAUUGGUCCAGAAUCACUUUGGGGGGAAGAUGGAGGAAUUCUGCUCAGAGGAUUGCAUGUCUAAAUUUACAGUUUUGUUUUACCAGAUGGCAAAGUGUGAUGGUUGUAAGAGGCAAGGUAAACUCAGUGAGUCCAUGAAAUGGCAAGGGGAGAUCAAACACUUUUGCAAUCUGCUUUGUAUUCUGAUGUUCUGUAAUCAACAAAGUGUUUCUGACCCUCCACCCCAAAACAACACAGCAAACCUUUCUACGGCACCAGCUUCCUCAUCAGGCCCUCCUUCUUUGAGAAAGGAUUCAACCCCUGUCAUAGCAAACGUGGUGUCUCUUGCAAGCACCCCUGCUGCCCAGCCUACAGUUAACUCCAACAAUGUUUUACAGGGUGCAGUCCCUACUGUGACCGCAAAAAUAAUAGGAGAUGCCAGUACUCAGACAGAUGCCCUGAAACUACCACCAUCGCAACCACCCAGACUUUUAAAAAACAAAGCAUUACUGUGCAAGCCAAUCACGCAGACUAAGGCCACCUCGUGCAAACCUCAUACACAAAACAAAGAAUGCCAGACAGAAGAAGAAGAAGUUCAACCCCAAAUCAUUGUGGUACCUGUUCCUGUACCAGUGUUUGUGCCAGUACCCCUUCACCUCUAUACACAGUAUACACCAGUUCCACUUGGGAUGCCAGUACCUGUACCAGUUCCCAUGCUUUUCCCAGCUACCCUCGAUAAUGCCGAUAAGAUCAUCGAAACUAUUCAGGAUAUCAAGGAAAAGAUUCCCACAAAUCCAUUUGAAGCUGAUCUCCUUCAGAUGGCAGAAAUGAUUGCAGAAGAUGAGGAGAAAGAAAAAACACACUCUCAUGGCGGAUCUCAAACAUCUGAGCACGAGCUCUUCUUGGACCCCAAGAUAUUUGAGAAAGACCAAGGUAGCACUUACAGUGGAGACCUAGAAUCGGAAGCGGUGUCCACUCCACACAGCUGGGAGGAUGAGUUAAAUCACUAUGCCUUACGAUCAAACACCCUACCGGAUCCUGAUCCAGAACUGAAACAGUUCUCCAAAGGGGAUAUGGAACAGGACCUGGAGGCGGAUUUUCCAUCAGACUCAUUUGACCCUCUCAGUAAAGGACUGGGUCUACAUUCACGUUCACGAGCAAGACGGAGACAUAGAGAUGGCUUCCCACAGCCAAAAAGACGGGGACGAAAGAAGUCUGUAGUUUCUGUAGAGCCCCGGAAUCUCAUGCAGGGUUCCUACCCAGGAUGCUCUGUUUCUGGGAUGACCCUGAAGUACAUGUAUGGGGUAAAUGCCUGGAAGAAUUGGGUCCAAUGGAAAAACGCACAGGAGGAACAAGGGGACCUAAAGUUUUCAGGAGUCGAGUAUGCUGCACUCAACUCAUGUCCAGAGCUACUAGGAAAUACUCAAGAUCUUUCUCUCACUCAAGAUUCCCCUGAGUCCAGCUAUAGAGUUCGUCCUGUGAAACUCAAGGAGGACGUUCUCUCAUGCACUUUUGCCGAGCUGAGUUUUGGCUUGUGCCAGUUUAUUCAAGAGGUGCGGAGACCAAAUGGAGAAAAAUAUGAUCCUGACAGCAUCUUAUACUUGUGCCUUGGAAUUCAGCAGUACCUGUUUGAGAAUGGUAGAAUAGAUAACAUUUUUACCGAGCCCUAUUCCAGGUUUAUGAUUGAGCUUACAAAACUCUUGAAAAUCUGGGAACCUACAAUUCUUCCAAAUGGUUACAUGUUCUCAAGAAUUGAAGAGGAACACUUGUGGGAGUGUAAACAGCUGGGUGCAUAUUCCCCUAUAGUCUUACUGAACACACUUCUGUUCUUCAACACCAAAUACUUCCAACUAAAGAAUGUCAGCGAGCACCUGAAAUUAUCCUUUGCCCAUGUCAUGAGACGCACCCGGACUCUGAAGUAUAAUACUAAGAUGACGUAUUUACGUUUUUUCCCACCCUUUCAAAAACAAGAGGUAGAAUCAGAUAAAUUAUCUGUAGGCAAAAGGAAACGUGGUGAAGAUGAGGAGAUUGCAACAGCAGUGGAAAUGGCUGAAAAUACGGAUAAUCCCCUGCGAUGUCCAGUCCGACUUUAUGAGUUUUACUUGUCAAAAUGUUCUGAAAGCGUGAAGCAGAGAAGUGAUGUAUUUUACCUUCAACCUGAGCGCUCCUGUGUACCCAAUAGCCCCAUGUGGUAUUCCACAUUGCCAAUAGACCCAGGAACCUUGGACAUCAUGUUAACACGUAUUCUUAUGGUGAGGGAAGUACAUGAAGAACUUGCCAAAGUCAAAUCAGAGGACUCUGAUAUUGAGUUAUCAGACUAACUGAAGUGGGGUAUUUUCCUUUGAAUACACAUUAGAAGCACCAAACUGUGAAUACGUCCAGCCUUUGGAAAAUGUGUAUCAAAUAAGCCAAGAUAAUGUCACCUAAAGGCACAUUUUGAACCACAGUGGAUGUACAAACUGGAAUUGGAAGGAAGCAAGCUAUGUAAGCUGCAAGAAACAACGUCCUACAGCAGCGAUAAAUCCUCUGAACAAACUCAAGAUGAACUAACCUAUUUGAGUGGUGCAUAAAUCCUUUAUCUGUUUAGGAUUUUUAAAAAAAAAUUGUGAAACAUUUUUAAGGAAAACGGUUGCGUAAAAGCUACCAUAAUGAUGAUGGGCACAGAGAGCUAGACUGUGGCUCACGUGAUUUCUCAGCCUGAUGGCUGGCAGUCGUUGCUGCCAAAGAACAUGUGGAGAUCCUAGAGCUCUUCACAAGGACAGGAGAGAAAGUGGUGAUAUUUAGACAAACAGACACCUUCCGUUAUAAAUAUAUACACACACACACUUUUAUAAUUUUUUUUUAAAGCUGGGAUCAAAUGUUAAGAAGGCAGAAGCUGCCAGGGUAGCUAUCUAAAUGGACUAUCUAAAUGGACAACAAUCUGGCUGCUGUUAAACGGUCACACGAUGCCAGAAUCUAGCUCUCGGUCCGUGCUAAUACCAACUCUAGCUCUGUUUGAUCUGUGAUGUGGAAGAGGUGCUGUAGGUCAAACUUCAGAGUGAUCAUGUUAUGGGACAAACGUUUCUGGGGUAUGUACAGGAGAGUGACUGUCCUGGGGUAUGUGCAGAAAAUCCCUUAACUAGCCCAGUAGCUCUGCAGUCUGUUGAUAUAAUCUAGCAAAUACUGUGGUGCGCGGAAAUUUUUUUUUCCCUUAAGGCAGCUUUCCUUUCUCCUCUUUCCCCUACUCCGAUGUUUUUGGUUAUUUUAUAAGGCAAAUAUGGAGGGCCUUGUCAUUUCAAGGGAAAGAUGCACGUGCUCUUUCUCUUUCCACCUUUGCAACACCUGCAGUGUUGUACAAAGGAUGCAGUAUUACUUCUGACAAAGAACUGUGGUAGAAAGUUACCAUGUGUGUUUUUUCCCCACCCCACGCAAAGAGAUUUAGUCAUAGUGUUGGAAAUUGAAAGAGAUUUUUUUAAGGUUUGGCUGUUACUGCAUCUUUUAGAAGAGAAAAGCUCCCAUAUUGUGUUUAGAGGACAGGACAUUAUCAGAUACUGUCUGUAUCUCUGUUUUCUCAAGCUAUAGAUACGUGUUUCUGAUGACCAGAAGUCAUAAAUUCAUUGGAAACCCAAACUAUUUUUAAAGAAGAGAACUGUAUGGUUUUUAUCUAGUUUUGGUCAGUUAUCCAGCUUCUGUAAUAGGGGUCUGAUAUUUGAUCUUGUCACUAAAAUUUCAGGAGAUGAAAAUCAACAGCCUUGGAUGAUAUUUCCUUUUUUUUGUUUGUUUUGUUUUGUUUUUUAAUUAUUUUUUUAGCAGUAACAAAAGUAAUUUAACAAAAAUAAAAUCAGAAAGUAGUCUAUUGACGUUGUGUAUUUGGUAGUCCUGUCCCUGCCUGUAACAGAUUUCACUGAUGUAUUUUUUAAUACAGAAAACUAUGUGAAAAGUAAACCUGCCCCGAUUCUGUCUGAUCCAAGCCCAUCUGUGUCUGUCAUUUCUGAUCAAAGAUCAUGCUUUGUCCAUGUCCUGGCCUAGCACUCCCGGGGGGAAAUACUUGGGCCCUAACGUGUACCCUAACAAUAAACUGCCCAGGCACUUGGAGGCUUCAUGACUUUCAUUUAGGUUAAUUUCAUUUUGUAUAAACACUAACUUAUGCCCUAUAGUUAUGUUAAAGUAUUUAAAUAGCAGGCACACUAUUUUGUAUUGGGAUGGUUGAUAGAAUGUUUCAGGAAAAAAAUACCACUCUGGAGAGAACAGCUAACCAGCUUAGCGUGUAGGUCUGUAGAGGAUAAAAAAGUCUGAGAUGUGUCUGUUGCACACAGGUAUGCCCAGAACCUCCAUAUUAGUAGAAGACAGGAAGGAUCCAGGAAUAACUGAAGUUCUUGGAGAUUGCGUGUAAGAAUGCAGCUACCUGCGUCUGUAUCGGGUUGCCUUUGCCCCUUCCUUUCCUCCCCCUGCCCGCCCCCCAGGGAAUAAGCAAGGGAAAGAGUUAAGACAUGCUGUUGGGAGGGCUGGUUUUUGUUGGGAGGGGGUGGGGAUUGUUUAAAAAAUAAUACCACAACUGAGUUUUCCCUUAAUAGACAUAACAGAAAUAUUCCCAUAGAAUAAAGUAGUAUAUUUGUA